Messenger RNA from Drosophila persimilis, 4230 nucleotides. Its product is annotated as F-box/LRR-repeat protein 20. The transcript has 9 exons. Gene Ontology annotation, molecular function: protein binding. The coding region runs from base 422 to 2323 and encodes 633 amino acids. The record is from RefSeq and is a predicted model, not a curated record. Gene Ontology annotation, cellular component: SCF ubiquitin ligase complex. Lineage: Eukaryota; Metazoa; Arthropoda; Insecta; Diptera; Drosophilidae. Gene Ontology annotation, biological process: SCF-dependent proteasomal ubiquitin-dependent protein catabolic process.
UUCCCGGUGCAACGACGAGAUUAAGGGAAGCGACGACGCUGAUGCGAAUAUUUAAAAAUAAAUAAACGAAGAUUACCGAAAUAAACUGCGAGAGAGAGAGGAGUGGAAGAUCCAUACGCGUCAGCAGGGGAGGCAGGGAGAGCGGAUGAAAGAGAGCGCGGGAGCAACGAAUCGAAGACGCAAUUUGUGAAUAUUUUAAUCGUGCAUUCACACGAAGACGCCGAGGCUACCGACGAAGACUUCAGACGCACACACGAAGGCGAGGCAGCAAAGAGAGACACAGUGGGAGAGUGGGAGUGAGAGAGAGUGCCGCCUGCCAAAGAGUUGAUUGAAAGAGCAUCGCAGCGCAGCAGCAGAGGACAGACGCAGAAAGAAGCGUCACUUUCUGAUAAGAGCAGGCAAAACAAAGGAGACUCCCACAAUGUUUGCGCCCAACGGCAGCAGCAGUAUCAGCGGCAGUGCCAGCGCCAGCUUCAGCAGCGGCAGCAGCAGCAGUAGCAGCACUGGAACAGGCGCCACCUCCACCAACACCAACAGCACCAGUGUCAGUGGGAGUGGGUCCGCAGAGCGGGCCGAAGCGAACAACAACCACAAUCACAAUUUGAGCUUACAACUGAACGGUAACGGUAACGGUAACGGCAACGGCAACGGUAACGACAGCAACAAUCACAGUAGCGGCUGCAGCAGCAGCGUCAUUACCAACGGCAACAACAGCAACAACACACACACAAAUCUCAUCAGCGGCUUCUGCAGCAGCAUCUGGCGCUCAGCCACUUUCGGGAGUGCCACACCUGUGGUGGUCACUGCAGCACCUGCCUCUGCCUCUGUUUCUGCCUCAGGCUCAGGCUUGGGCUCUGCCUCUACCUCUGGCUCUGCCAUGAGCGACUGUUCCUCGUCCAGCCUGUCGGUUUCCCCCGAUGCCGCCUGCCUGGCUGAUGAUGAUCAGCGGCGGCAGCAGCAGCAGCAGCAGCUGCCGCUCCAGCAUUGUGAGGCCAUCAGCACAGACAGUUAUCCUGACCAGGAUUCGGACGCCGCUCAGCAGAUACAAACAUUCCUAGGCGCCACCGAACUGGACGAUGAGCUAAUCAAACAACUGCCAAAGGAGGUACUGCUGCGGGUCUUCUCCUAUCUGGAUGUGGUCUCGCUAUGCCGCUGUGCACAGGUGUGCAAAUACUGGAAUGUGCUCGCCCUGGACGGUUCCAGUUGGCAGAAAAUCAAUUUAUUUGAUUUUCAACGUGAUAUCGAGGGGCCGGUAAUUGAGAAUAUUUCGCAACGAUGUCGCGGUUUUCUCAAGUCCCUGUCGCUGCGUGGCUGUCAAUCGUUGGGAGAUCAGUCUGUAAGAACUCUAGCGAAUCACUGCCACAACAUCGAACAUCUGGAUCUGUCCGAGUGCAAGAAGAUAACGGAUAUAUCAACACAGUCCAUCAGCAGAUAUUGCACCAAACUAACGGCCAUCAAUUUGGACUCCUGCCCCAAUAUAACAGAUAAUAGCCUCAAAUAUCUAUCCGAUGGCUGCCCGAACCUAAUGGAGAUCAAUGUGUCGUGGUGUCAUCUGAUUUCUGAGAAUGGCGUGGAGGCGCUGGCCCGCGGCUGCGUUAAGCUGCGCAAAUUCAGCAGCAAAGGUUGUAAACAGAUCAACGACAAUGCCAUAAUGUGCCUGGCCAAAUACUGUCCCGAUAUAAUGGUGCUAAAUGUACACAGCUGUGAGACCAUAAGCGAUUCAUCUAUACGCCAAUUGGCCGCCAAGUGUCCCAAACUGCAAAAACUGUGCGUGUCCAAGUGUGCGGAUUUAACUGAUCUCUCGCUGAUGGCCCUGUCGCAGCACAAUCACCUGCUGAACACGCUGGAGGUGUCCGGGUGUCGCAACUUCACGGACAUUGGGUUUCAGGCCCUGGGACGCAACUGCAAGUAUCUGGAGCGCAUGGAUCUGGAGGAGUGCAAUCAAAUCACGGACCUAACGCUCGCCCAUCUUGCCACGGGCUGUCCCGGCCUAGAGAAAUUGACCCUGUCGCACUGCGAACUGAUCACGGACGAUGGCAUACGGCACCUGACCACUGGCAGCUGUGCCGCCGAGAUAUUGUCCGUUCUGGAGCUGGACAACUGUCCGCUGAUAACGGACCGAACGCUGGAGCAUUUGGUUUCGUGCCACAAUCUACAGCGCAUCGAACUAUUUGACUGUCAGCUCAUUACACGCACCGCCAUACGCAAGCUGAAGAACCAUUUACCAAAUAUCAAGGUGCAUGCAUACUUUGCUCCGGGCACACCGCCGGCGGUGACAAGCGGACAACGGCCGCGCUACUGUCGCUGCUGUGAGAUUCUCUGAGAUACGGCCAUCGGCUUUGCCAGGAAGAUAAUGCGCAAGGCAGCCACAGACUGAUGUUGGCCUGUUUGCAUCGUUAUGUUCGCCAUGGUGUUCAGCCUGACCCUCAUCUCGAUGAUCUGCAUGUUUUUGCUGGGACUGCUCGAUGGCGUUAAGAACACGUAACCGGAAACGUAACCGUAACCGGAACCGGAACCACAACCAUAACCAGCAGCACCGGCUAGCUCCGAACGAAGCGGAAACGAAACGAAAAGUAGCUUUAGAUUUUAGUUUUUUUUUUUUGCGAGUUUCCAAAACUUGCUCCAGCAUCAAAAAUUGUGAUUAUUUUAUUUAAUGUUCUCUGUAUGUUAACCUAGACCUUCAUUUGUGAGCGUGUAUUAGUAUUUUGUUUCAUAUCAAGCUCUGUGAAACCUUUUCUGUUUGUGCAUCUUAUACAUAGAUAUAUGUAUAUGUACAUAAUGGUAUAUACACACACACACGCACUCGAUAUGUGACCGCUUCUGUCGCACUCACUGGACUGGUCGUCCCGCUGAAUGUUCUGUGUCUAGCCUGUAACUGCGAUUAAUUACGAAUUAGUUGUAACAACUCUCAGUCACGCCCACAAAACUCAUACAUACCUGUAUUAAACGUUGCUAAAAAACAGAAAAAAAACAUACACGAAUCCAUCGGAAUGUGCGUGUCACUUGGAUUUUAGACAACUCUGAAACAUGUCGAUAGAACCAGAAAGCGUUCAACCCACACACGAAAUACACACAAUGCACCUACCCCACACAACCCAUACUCCCCACACACCUGAGGAAUCCCUUAAGCUUCAACUGAAUCCUUGGACGAAUAUUUAUUUAAUAUUAAUAUUAAUUUUAAACUCAAGUCUAGUGCCAGCUAAACUCCGUACAGCAAUUAGCGUUAUCCAUGUAUAUUUAUGUAUAUUACACAACGAACAAACUACUCAACUCACACGUGGGGCGGGGGGAACUAACUAUAUUCAUGCAAAACAAAACUAUAAUUAAUCUCAUUUACACACAAAAAACAAACAAAAAACGGCAACAACUAAAUGGAUCAUCGUUUCUAAAACAAAACCCAAACCAAACCAAACCAAUCAAAUCAUGCAAAACCCCCCACACACACGAUAAAUAAUUAAAUAAAUCAAUAUCCAUACACACAAAUACUAUAUAUUGAUGCAUACAUAUAUUUUGUAAAUGUAUUAGCCAUGCAAAAAUCUAUAAACGGGGCUGGAGUGCAAAAGCGAAGAGAAAGAACGUUAUCCCAAGGGGGCAAAGUACAUACAUACAUAGUUCACCAUUUGAGAUCUCUCUCUCUCUAUAAACUUAUAUUUCCCAUUUCGACACACCAACUAAAUGGUUUCCUUAACGCAACAGAACCUAUACAUAACAUAUAUCAACUAAACCCCCUUCAAAUGAAUGGAGAGAAGUGGAUGCUCGUGAAGUGGACAACCAAAUUGAAAGCGCUGGCGUGACAAUAAGCGGACAGGCCACAACAGAAGCUUAGGCCCCAAUCUACACUCCCCUCCUCUCAACGCACACAUACCAUACCAUAUAUUUUACUAGAAGAAAAAGCUAAAAAAAAAACCAUCAAAAUCAUAUUUACACAAAGAAAAAAAAAGAGAACAACAAAUAAAACAAAGAUUAAUGGCUAUAUUGGAGGCGUGUGCUGCGUAUUUUAACGAGUCUUUUCUCAGUGUCUCUUGUAGUGUGUUUUCAACUAUUGUAUUGUAUGUUUUAAAACAAUUAAACACCACUGAUAUGUCUUAGUUAGAGUUAGUGAUUGGAAACAGCCAUAGAAAUGGGAAUAAUUCAAGCAUAACGGUAAAGUGCAACAAAUUAGUUCCGUACCAAGAAAACAAAAAAUAUAAUAUAUAUAUAUAUAUAUUUAAACAGACACUAAUAAAUGUU